Messenger RNA from Drosophila obscura, 3494 nucleotides. RefSeq names its product phagocyte signaling-impaired protein (gene psidin). The transcript is spliced from 7 exons. The record is from RefSeq and is a predicted model, not a curated record. Gene Ontology annotation, molecular function: protein-N-terminal amino-acid acetyltransferase activity; protein binding. Gene Ontology annotation, cellular component: NatB complex; cytoplasm. The coding region runs from base 356 to 3238 and encodes 960 amino acids. NCBI's taxonomy places the organism in Eukaryota, Metazoa, Arthropoda, Insecta, Diptera, Drosophilidae. Gene Ontology annotation, biological process: N-terminal peptidyl-methionine acetylation.
CGCUCGGUUACCCCCCUCACCACUUCUCUAUGCAUGCUGUAGAUGGUUUUUUUUUUAAUUUUGAAUCAAAAUUAUUUAAUUUCCAUGAAGUUAAACGUAUACUUAGGGUUCCAUUGAGUGACUUUUAAACAUAGCCAUUAUCCGGCCGCAAUGCAAUAACCAAAACAGUGGGAAACACUCGACAGAAGAGAAACCAGCAACAACAAUAGCGUGUGUGUGCGGCAAAUUCUAAGCAAAUUAUUUCAAGGCGGUCAAAAGCGUGUGGCGGCGUGCGAGGUGGUGCAUGUAGCACGUUGUAAUUAGGUUAACACAGCAGCAGCAGCAUAAUAGUGAGUGAAAUAAUUAGAAGGCUAUCAUGGCGCAUCAGGGCAUGGAUACGGCCUUGUUCGAGCGUAGAUUGCGCCCAAUCUAUGACAAUCUGGAGGUGGGUAACAACCGCAAGGCACUGCAGGAAUCGGAGAAGCUGCUACGCAAGCAUCCCAGUAUGCUCUGUGCACGUGCUCUGAAGGGCCUGGCACUGCUCCGGCUGGGACGAUACGAAGAGAGCCACGGCUGUCUACAGGCAGUGGCCGAAGAGAAACCCACGGACGAUUCAACGCUCCAAGUUCUCUCGUUCUGCUACCGCGAAAUGGAGCAAUUGAACAAAAUUGUGGAGCUGUACCAGCAUGCGGUGAAGAAGAAUCCUGGCAACGAGGAGCUGCUGGCCCAUCUCUUCAUCUCGUAUGUGCGCGUCGAGGACUACAAGGCCCAGCAGGCGGUGGCCCUGCAGCUGUACAAGGCCCAGCCAAAGAAUGCCUAUUACUUUUGGUCCGUGAUCAGUGUGGUGUUCCAGGGCAUACGUGGCCCCGAAUCGGCAGUGCCAGAGAAGAGCAAAAUCUAUCUGGGUCUGGCACAGCGCAUGGUCGAGAAGCACAUUAGGGAGGGCAAACUGGAGUCGGAGCAGGAGGCCUUUCUCUAUCUGCACAUCCUGAAGCUGCAGAAGAAGUUCCAGGAGGCCUGGGAAUUCCUCACGGGCGAACUGUGUGCCAAACUCUAUCCGGGUGCUCCGGUUAGCAUGAAAUUUGAACUGCUCAAAGUGCUGGGCAACUGGCGGGAGCUGAAUGAGCUGUUGCAACAGCUACUGGAUGCAGAUCGCGAUCGUUGGGACUACUACAAGGAGUACAUUCAAAGCUGUUUCGAGAUACUUAAACUUCCAAUUACAGAGGGCGAGAUCGAAGAGAAAAAGUUCUCUCUGUCCGCCUGCCAGCAGUUUCUUCAGGGCAUUAUUGACUCCUCGGAGCGGAAGAGGCGUGGCCCAUAUCUGGCCCGUCUGGAGCUGCAUCAGCGUAUGCGUGCCCAUCAGCUGCCAGCUGAGGAGCUCAUCGGGAACUUUGACGAGCUGGUCGUCGAGUACUUCUCCCUGUUUGCCGACAAAUCCUGCUGUACCCAUGAUAUUGCACUGUUUUUGCCAUCGGUUAGUAUGAAACAGCGCCAGGCGCUGGCCAACAAACUGCUGCUGGAGAGUGGCGUCAGCUCCACAUCAUUGCCGAUGAAUAAGGAACAAAUGCAGAAGCACAUUUGUGCCUUACAAAUAUCAAGGAUGUGUGGUGCCCACAUCGAUCUGCCCACUGACCAUCUGCUGGCCUUCUACACGGCCCUGAAGCUGCACUAUGAGCAUGGCAGGAGCACAUUUGGCAACCAGCUGCUAUCCACCGAGAUGGGACCAUCGGAUCCGUACGCUCUGCUGGCGGCGAAUGUGAUGUAUGACAUCAGUUUACGGGAGAACAAGUCGGAUUACCUCUUCGAGGCGUUGUGCCUGCUGCAAUAUGUGCUGCGGAACAGCACCAGCAAUUUCCACGUGAAGCUUUUGAGCCUGAAGAUCUAUCACAUGUUUGGCUGCCUGGUGGGGGCACAGGAGAUGUACGAUUAUUUGGACAUUAAGCAGAUCCAACUGGACUCGAUGGGCUAUGUGCACUGCCAGCUGCUGCCGUUGUGCGGACGCUUCUCGGGCGCCAGAAAUUGCUAUGAUGCCACACUGAAGUUCUUCACCAACAGCUACAAGGAGCGAUUGGAGUACAUUGCGCUGACCUAUCGCUUUUGCACAUUCUCAAAGAUGGAGGAGUUCCUGAACUUCAAGGAGCGACUGACCAACAGUCUGCAGUAUGUGACGUGCUCGUUGGAGGCACAGAUCUGCGAUCUGGUUAGCUGCUAUGGCAAUGUCCAUCAGAAUCUGUCCGCCUAUACGGCGAUGAGCAUUGAGCCGGCCGAGGAUCGCAUUGCCUGGCACGAGUUGAGCGACAAUCGCGAUUUGGACGCCAUCAUUCGUUGGGAUCCAUUGCAUCAGGUGGAUGCGGCUGCCGAGCGCAAGGAUUCGUUUGACCAGGAGUUGGAAGUGUUGCAGCUUCGCUCGCUGAUGCUCCGUUUGUAUGCCACAUUUAUCGACCUGUAUCAUCCGCCGCCCAGCUCUAAGCCGUCUCUGAGCGAUGAUUCCAAGGAGGAGACACCCGCGCCGGAAAGUGCCACCGCGACCCUGGAGCUGUUGCGUGAUUCCUGGACGGGACUGUAUCAGCGUUUGAGGCUGAUGAACUACAAACCGUUGCCGCAACAAUUUCUAGUCAAUUUGCUGCCCACGCGGCUGCAUUUGCUGCUCGAGCUGCCGUACGAGCGUUUCUUUGACGAUCUGGCUCAGCUGGUGCUCGACCUGCACAGCGGGGCGGCAUCAUUGUCGGCGCAUUGCAAGCAGGUGGGCGACAAUGUGAUUGCCAUCAUGGAGCUGUGUGUGCAGACAAUCACCGAGAGCAACGAUUGGAAUGGCAAGGAUGGUCUGUGGAAGCGACGACAACAGCAGCAGAAAGUUGCUGCCAGUCUGGAGAUGCUCUCACUGUAUGCCUUCCUGCUGUCCGUGCUGAACGACAAGCUGCAGGUCAGCUCAAAGACCAAGAUCAAGAAGAAGCAAGGUGACAACAAAACUCUGGACACACCGCAGCCCGUCAGCGAGAAGGAGCGCAGCCAGAUGGUGCAAGAGCUGAUGCGGCAGCUCAAACAUAAACUAGAGGCCUGUGAUGCAGCCAUAAGGACCUGGAAAGCGCCGGUACUGCCACGUGAUCUAAGCUCCUUUAUGGCGGACAUGUCGCUAAAGCCCGAGGUGGAGGCGACGCUAAUUGGCGAUGUUUCGGCCACAUUCAAGGACUCGCACGAGCUAAUGGUCACCGAACUGCGGAAUCUGCUGAAAGACAAAAUUCGCAUGUUGGCCAAGUAGAUGGGGCCCGGCACGGCCCCCCAUCCCUUUGCUGUGCAAAGGAACCCAAGCCCAGCCCACAGCCGCCCACAAUCAUGAUCCAAGUUCAUAGUUUGUUAUUUAAUUUUGUUAAAAUAUAAAAAAAACACACACCGACUUCUCUUCUCCCCCCACUUCCUCUACAACAAAUUUAUCUCGAAAACAAAAGUCAAGUGUCUGCAGCCCAUCGCACCCCGCAAUCAAUUUUCAGCAUUUUCUCUUGUACAACAAAUAAAAA